Molecule: messenger RNA, 473 nt
Organism: Aplysia californica (California sea hare)
Lineage: Eukaryota; Metazoa; Mollusca; Gastropoda; Aplysiida; Aplysiidae
Product: matrix metalloproteinase-17
Exons: 3
Coding region: 1-405 (134 amino acids)
Source: RefSeq, a predicted model, not a curated record
AUGUACUCCACAGACAACAGAAUAUGGCGCUACAAUGGCACCACUCUGGACAGUGACUACCCCAAGGUGCAGCGGAGGAAGUUUGCCGAGCUACCACGAGCAGCUUUAGCUAUGAAAGACCAUAAGGGAAGGACCAUGGUGUUUAUCUUUGGGAACCGGCUGAUGUGGCGCUGGAACUUCCGGUCAGAGCGCAUGUCAGGAAGGUACCACCUGAUCAAUACCUACUGGAAGGGCUUGCCCAGGACGCUGGACGCUGCUGUGGAGUGGAGUGACCAUUACAUUUACUUCUUCAGAAGAAAUAAGUAUUACAAGAUGAGCACAUACCACAAGGUGAAAAUGAAGAACUACCCAAGGUUCAAAGGUUCAGCUUGGCUUGGCGGUGUGUGUGGGACUACAUCAAAGUGAGCUGCAACUACUCCUCGCUUUCACUGGACGCAUCAUUCACACUGGGACAAUCUUGUCUUGUUUUAAAU